AUGCUUUAUUUGUGAAACUUACUAUUCAAUUGGUGCAAUUUUCCCAAGAUAACGAAAUUACGCAAGUUUUAUUUGUAAUUGGUGCAAUUUUCCCAAGACAACGAAUUAUGCAAGCUUAUUUGUGA
This is a messenger RNA of Dentiscutata heterogama, 125 nucleotides long. The record is from the annotation of a GenBank genome assembly. NCBI's taxonomy places the organism in Eukaryota, Fungi, Glomeromycota, Glomeromycetes, Diversisporales, Gigasporaceae.